Messenger RNA from Capronia coronata CBS 617.96, 579 nucleotides. RefSeq names its product cytochrome c oxidase subunit 5b. The transcript has 5 exons. Bases 1 to 579 code for a protein of 192 amino acids. Gene Ontology annotation, biological process: mitochondrial electron transport, cytochrome c to oxygen. Gene Ontology annotation, cellular component: mitochondrial envelope. NCBI's taxonomy places the organism in Eukaryota, Fungi, Ascomycota, Eurotiomycetes, Chaetothyriales, Herpotrichiellaceae. The record is from RefSeq and is a predicted model, not a curated record.
AUGUCGGCAGCACGCGCAGCCUUGUCGCUGGCACGGCGUGUGCCUUUCAAGCCAGUCCGGAUCGCUCCUCGAACAUUUUCCACGGUCACCGUUCGACGAGAGAAAUACGACCCAAAGCCAGGUGAACCGGAGGGCAAAAUCAUCCCUUUUGAUCAAAUCAAGACCGAACAAGAUCUCCUUCCUCCCGGUGCCGAGCCCGGUACUGUUCCCACGGAUCUUGACCAGUCUACUGGUUUGGAACGUCUCGAAAUUCUUGGAAAGAUGCAAGGCAUUGACAUCUUCGACAUGUCACCACUUCCGUCCGACCGAGUCGGCACUUUUGAGAACCCAAUCGUUGUCAAAUCAGCUGGAGACGAAAUUCAAGCUGGUUGCACCGGCUGCCCUGCGGACUCUCACCUCGUCCGAUGGCUAGUGCUGUCCCGAGCGAGGCCCUUUGAACGAUGCAACGAAUGCGGUAGCGUCUACAGAAUGGACUACGUUGGACCCCCAGAUGACCCGCAUGACCACCACCACCACGGCGGCUUCGAAGAGCCCAAGACGAUGGCUGAUUAUGUCAAGCCUGACUACUGGUACCGAUAA